UGGAAGGAAAAGAAAAAAAAGAAUCAAGAUGGUAUCUUUUUAUAACUGGAAGUCUUUGGGUAUUCCAUAUUUUUCUUUGAUGUGGACUUUUUUUUUUUUUUAAUCAUUUUGGAGUCUUAUGAGAAACCCAUCUCUCUAUAUUGUCUUUCUUUAUGUGCCUCUCUGUUUUUGCUCUAUAAAUGACUGGUCAUAUUUGUUUAAACUCCCCACCCAAUACUUGUCUUCCCUGGUAUUUCUUUUGUUAUGCAAAGUGAGCAUAAGCUUUUAGAAGUUAAAAUGGAGGAAUUGGAUUUUGUUUGGACUUAUGAGGAGGCAAUUGAAGAUUUGAAGCAGAAUCUUCUAUACACAACCAUUGAAUUAGAGUCACUGAAAAAAGAAGCAAGUGAAAAGAUACAAAAACAGAAGGAAGAUAUGAAGUGUUUGAUCAAUCUUGUAAGAAUUGCUUACCAACAAAGAGAUGAAGCAAAAGAACAGCUGCAGCUACUACUAAUCAAGAAAUUCAAUCCUUCAAGCCCUACUGAGCUUAAUCCAAUCCUUCCUCAUACCCAACUAGAAAGUCCACUUUUAUUGCCAGCAAAAGCAAAUUCAAGCGUAACUGAAUCCAACAGUUUAUCUGAGACUUAUCAUAGUCACUACUCACAUGGCUCUCCCCCUGUUGAUUCCUUUUACAAUCCUGUUUCAUCGCCCGAUUUCUCGACCAUCAAUGUAGUUGAUUCUAGAAAAUUGGGUGCUUUUGUGAAUCAACCAUUUGUUCUGGACGUCAAUGGCUCAAACCCCUCAUCAGUUUUAGUCUCUUCAGGAGUGCCUAAGAUUGAUAGAGCUACUUCUGUUAUUGACAGUUUUGCUAAGGGAAAAACUUUGCCUCAAAAGGGUAAGUUGAUGAAAUCAGUGAUGGAGGCCGGUCCUCUGCUUCACACACUUCUUCUUGCUGGUCCACUUCCUAGGUGGAGGAAUCCUCCUCCAAUUCAACCAUUCAAAAUUCCUCCUGUUACCAUUUCUGAGACUCUGAACAAAAAUCCAAAUGGAGCUGCUGCUAAUCCAAGCGGAAUUGUUCAGAAAUCAAUUAGUCCACCGAUAAUAUUUAACUUGUCUUCUCAAAUGUGUUCAGCAUCAAUGUUAAGUAUUGUUUCUUCUCCUAGUUCAGGCCAUAACAACGGAUUGCUGUCCUCUGGUGCCCUUACGACCAAUCAAGUCCCUGCUACCAAGCGACAAAGGUUUCAUUGAUGUCUUUAACAUUUUUUAUUGCCAUUUUUGUAAAAAUUUAAUGCAGUAUUCGAAAGAGUAAAAUGGAUACCCUUUUUUUUGGGUUUGAAUGACAUAAAGUCAAAUUAUGCACUGAUGCAUUCUUCUCCCGGUCGAGUU
This is a messenger RNA of Tripterygium wilfordii, 1362 nucleotides long. RefSeq lists its product as uncharacterized. The coding region runs from base 244 to 1224 and encodes 326 amino acids. The record is from RefSeq and is a predicted model, not a curated record. The transcript is spliced from 2 exons. Lineage: Eukaryota; Viridiplantae; Streptophyta; Magnoliopsida; Celastrales; Celastraceae.